Molecule: messenger RNA, 1182 nt
Organism: Erigeron canadensis
Lineage: Eukaryota; Viridiplantae; Streptophyta; Magnoliopsida; Asterales; Asteraceae
Product: probable WRKY transcription factor 67
Exons: 3
Coding region: 118-1044 (308 amino acids)
Biological process (GO): regulation of DNA-templated transcription
Molecular function (GO): sequence-specific DNA binding; DNA-binding transcription factor activity
Source: RefSeq, a predicted model, not a curated record
AAGGUUCAUGACGUUUUUGAUUAUUUUAAGAAUCUAUGUUUUAUAAGGAUAACAUCCUAAUUUUCCGUAGAUAAAUAUAGGAAGAUGUGCUUUGAGGUACUAAUGAAAUAGCAAAUCAUGGAGUCUCAUUUUGGCCAAAAAGUUUUCCAUACAACCCAACCACACCCAUCCAAGAGCUCGACCAUUCAAGUCCAAAUAUCUACCGGUGACAUUCGGGAUUUCUCUCGAUUGUCUAAAGGCAUAUUGAUUGAUCCAACGUCAAACAAUCGUAUAUCAACUCAACCUUUGAAAAUGUUUGACAACUUUGAAUUCUCAUCCAUCGUGAGCGGUUAUAGUGUCAAUCAGGUUCAUCUCCCAAUAAAUGGUGUGUGUUUCUCACAUAACUUUUCAAGCCAGAGAUCAAUGAACGUAAACAAGGCGGUUAAACUUGCAAAACCGGUGAAAAACAAAAGAGGGCGCUAUAUAAGAAAGAGCUCAUGGACAUCUACACAAGUAACUUCGCUGAUUGAUGACGGGCAUACAUGGAGAAAAUAUGGUCAAAAAGAGAUUAUAAAUGCAAGACACAAAAGGAACUACUAUAGGUGCACCCACAAGUUUGACCAAGGCUGUCAAGCAACCAAACAAGUUCAAAAGAUUGAAGAUGAGCCACAAAAAUAUAAAAUCACAUAUCAUCGACACCACACUUGCAAGAAUUUCCUAAGAACCCCUCAAAUAUUUUUGGAUACGACAGACCAUAAUGAUACAUCUGUCCUUCUAAAUUUCGAGUCAAAUGAGCUCAUUCUGAAUGACAAAUUAGUUGAUGCCCAUUUUCCUUUACAUACACAAGAAGAACCACCAACAUACCGUUUUUCGUCUCUAGAGUCAUUGAACAAUCAAUCGCCUUCGUUUGAUAAUAAUCCACCCCUUAAUGUUAUUAUCUCGGAUCCCUCUAGGUUGGAACAUGGAGAAGAGAUUUCAACAGGGUUAUAUUCACCAAUUUAUGAGAUCGACCAUAUACUUGAAGAUAUCGAUUUGAGUGAAAUUCCAUUUGAUUUUACACAUUGACGGCCUACGGAUUUGUAUUGUUUGCAAGUAUUAUGAAUGCAUAAAUGGUCAACAAAUAACAUGAAAAAUGUGAACCAAUUUGUUUGUAUAUAUAGAAGUUAAUUCAAAAUAAGCAAUUUCAAUUCAUUUGUUUCUAAA